Molecule: messenger RNA, 491 nt
Organism: Pelobates cultripes (western spadefoot toad)
Lineage: Eukaryota; Metazoa; Chordata; Amphibia; Anura; Pelobatidae
Source: the annotation of a GenBank genome assembly
AUGCUUACUGUCUCGAGUCUCUUAGGUCCGGGUGUCUUCCCACCUCUCCCGUCAGCGUUCAGUUUGGUCCGCCGCACAUCCCACCCGGGCGUGAGCCAGGGGGUAGGGGGGUGCGCACGGGGGAAGGGUGUUUAAUUUGCUGGAGGUGUGUUCCGCCCUUGCCAUGUCGACGGGGUGGGGGGAAACCAGCUGUCUAAUUGGUUUGGGUCUCUAAAGUUUGCCUUUGCUUAACAGGUGUUCGGGGGGGGGAGGUGGAUACGAGUGGGGUAGUACCAGGAUCCGGGGUCUGCCAGAUCAAAAGGAUCGGAAGCAGUGAGAACCAACACAAUCAAGGUCUAAAAAGGAAGAAAGAGAUGAUAGCUUCUUUGGUGGAGAAGAAGUGCCAGCGCAUGAUCAUGUCUCUUGCUGGUUCGUCCCGAGGGCCUUUUGCUCUUAGUGCCCUGUGGGCCCUGUCGAUUGUCCACAGGUGUUCAGGUAUAUCAGGUAGUUGA